AGGGGCGGACAGGCCCCGGCGGAGGCCGCGGCCUCCAUGGCGGCAGGGGUGGGCCCGGCGGAGGGGCCAGGCCGUGCCUCUGCAGGGAAGGGGCCGAGCCGCCCUCCCCCUGCGGCGGGCGGGCAGCCGGGGGGCCGCGGUCUAGGCCUGGCGGCCGCGCGAGCGCCGCUCCGGUGGCGGCGGGACGGGUCGGGUUUGGUGGGCCCCGCAGUAGGCCGGGGCAGGGCUGGGCGGCGUUCGGGGCACGGGAGCGGCUUCGGAAGCCGUGUCGCGGUCACACGGGCCGUUUUUCGGUGUGAUUUUUCUCUGUGGAGCCCCACAAAGCUCUAUCCUGGCUGCUCUGGUCUGCUGUUGCCUACCUGUCAGUCCUGCUUCUUUCAUAGUUUUAGAGCUUUAAUAAAGGAGCAGCAUCUCGUGGGUGUCUUUUUCCUUUGUUAGGGGUGGUCACUGUACAGCAUAUGCAGAUAUUCCUCGUAGUUAGUUUUAGAAGGAAGAGUGGUUUUGAAGCGAAUGGUACUGACUGUCGGGUUUUUCCCCCGAGGGGGGGUUGCAAGGCCUCAAAGACAAUCUCAAGGCAGGAAGAGGGUUUCGCAGUGAAGCGUGCAGACCCCAUGCCUGGCACCCAUUUUCCAGCCCCCAUGCGCCCUCCAGACCCUCUCGGAGCGGUUUGUUUGUACGAAAAUGAGCACUGGGGUCUGCCCUGGGCCACCUCCGGGCUGUGGGCAGAUGGGAGCGCAGACCCCUGUGCUGGGCAGAUAAAGGGAAUGUGGGAGUGACGCUCCUGAGGGGAGCAGUGAGGUUAGGGCUGAGGUCAGGAGCCACAAGUUAGGAUUUUGUGCGUAGGAUGGUUUUGCCUUUUUUUUUUUUUUUUUAACUGUCAUUUUCUGUUUUAACUGCAUGUUGUGAUCAGGAGUUGAGGUGAAUGGUUCUAUGGCAUAUCCAUUUCACUAGUGUGUGUUUACCCCGGUGGAGAGGGUUAAAGGAGGUGCCUUUUCUGGAUGCAGAUACCUCCUUGUAAAUGCAGUGCCGGGGAGUCCGCAGUGUCCUGUAUUGACAUCAGCAGUUGACAUCUCCUCUAUCUGCCCUCAGUUGCAUCCAGUCUUUGUACACUUUCUGUGUUUAUGUUACCCUUUUUUAGUGGGUUUGGUUCUGUCUCCAAUUGCUUCACUAUUAAUUAAUCCAAGAUGUUGGGAUUACUUAAAUGUCAGUGAUUUGAAUGUAUCCCAAAGCAUAUUGGUACUUGUUUUAGUUUUGUGGUUUCCAUUUGUUUUGUUGUUUGGGGAAAAAACAAAAGUUCAAAGUUGGUGCAAUGGACAAAACACAUUGUACUCUUUAAGUUAUGUAGCUUUCAGGUUCAUGUUUUAAUAAAAUGUUGGGUAUUUACCUUAGUAAUUUACUAAAAGCAUUUUGAAUUUCUGACAAAUUCCAUCAACGUGAAGAUUAUAUUAAGGGGUUUAUCAAAUAGUGAAAGUAGUUAUUUUAAAUUAUCGUGACAAUUUUGCAUGUCCACAUCUAUGUAUACCUCUCUUAAAAUCUGCUAGCAGAAGGCUUUGGUAUCUGCACCUCUUUUGCUACAGUUAAAUAUUAAAUACAUUUUCCUUAUCUGGGAUUGUUGCCUGGCUUUUUUAUGUAGAAGGGGAGAAAUCGGUCUUGAAAUUUCACAACAUUAAGCAAGCGUCUGCUUACACUGUCCUUCCCAAUCAGAAAGAUUCAUUUAUGGAUGAGUUCUUUGAUAGAGUUCAUUUUUAUGUUUUACCUAAAAGUCAGGUCACCUUGGUGUUAUCUGAAGGCAUGAGGUCAGUAAUUGUUCAGUUGCGGUCUCCAAGAGUGCUGUCCCGCACUGCUGGAGCUGCUGAUGUCAAACCCAACUUCGGUACAGGAUAUGUCCAUCCUGCUGUUGCCUUUGAAGAAGGAGUGACCUAGAAGUGUCAGGACAUCAGGCAUGGGUUGUUUUCUUUUUCACCCUGAAUUUAUGUUUGGCUGAUUGUGGUGAUUCAGAGGGGUGGCUGAAGAGUUUCCCUGUUGGAAGAGCAGCCUCUCAGGACGUAGUCCUUAGUCAUGCCUGCCCUUACAUCCGCAGUCACAGCUUCUGAGAGCCUUACAGUAUGACUGCAUGGGAACAGCUUUUCUUGCAUCUUUUUUUUUUUUUAUUAUUUGAUCAAUUCCCAGAAUCAGUUGGCAACUUCUUUCCUGGGGCCCAUCAUCCAAGGGGACGUGGCCAUGGAGGCUAUGAUUCUGAUUUUAGUGAUGAGGAGAAUGGAGAGAAGUCUGUGCAGAAGACUAAAAGUACAAAGGAAGAUGGCCUUCUGAUAAAGCCAUUCCAAAAGCCAAAACAAGGCAGUGUGGUUCACAGACAAUUCGCAGCUGAAGAAUGGGAUAGGGAAGAAGCAAGAAAAAGAAGAUUUCACUUGAUAGCAAUGGAUGCUUAUGAAAGACAUAAAAAGUUUGUGAAGGACUACAUUUUAUACUACGGUGGCAAAAUAGAGGAUUUCCGGCGUUCUGGAGCAAAUGACAAGACGGAUCUUGAUGUUAUUAGAGAAAACCAUAGAUUCCUGUGGAACGAAGAUGAUGAAGCCGAGAUGAAUUGGGAGAAGAGGCUUGCAAAGAAGUAUUACGAUAAAUUGUUCAAAGAAUACUGUAUAGCAGAUCUCAGUAGAUACAAAGAGAAUAAGUUUGGAUUUAGAUGGCGACAUGAGAAAGAAGUAAUUUCAGGAAAAGGUCAGUUUUCCUGUGGAAAUAAGCACUGCGAUGAGAAAGAAGGCCUGAAGAGCUGGGAGGUGAAUUUUGGUUACGUUGAACAUGGUGAAAAGAGGAAUGCACUUGUGAAAUUGAGACUAUGUCCGGAAUGUUCCUACAAACUAAACUUUCAUCACCGGAGGAGAGAGGUCAAAGCACACAAGAAAAGAGGCACAGCUGUGCCUAACUCUAAGGAGCCCAAAAUUAAGAAGACAAAAUUAUCUUCCUCAGAAAAAAAGAAGUCCAAAAAGAAGACCAAUGAAGAUCAGGUUUCUUCAGAAGAUUCAGAUAAUUCUGAUAAAGAUUCAGAUAACAGCGAUGCACAAGAUGGUCCUUCAGAUGCUGACUUUUGGAAAGGUCCUCUACCAGAAGCAGAUGAAAAAUCACGAGAGGAGGAGUUUGAUGAGUAUUUUCAAGACUUGUUUCUCUGAAACUUGAAGUUGAUGUAACCUGAUUUUCUUCACGUAUUACCAAGAUGAAAGUCUGGAAAUCCAGUCAUAAUUAGGGACCAGAGACCUCUUUCUGCCAGCAUACCUUUUCUACAGUCACUCCCACGGACCAUCUCAGUUGAGUAUCUUUGUAGAAGGCUUCAGGUCUAGAAACUUUUCUUUUUCUUGUGGUCGGCUGCAUACUCAUGAAAUAAGAGAAGUAAUUUUUUCAGUUCAGUGCAAAAGAUAUAUGGCACCCAAACUUAAAAGUAGGAAGGAUGUAAACAAAUUGUUUAUUGACGUUACAUAAAGGAAGUUGGUUGCUUUUUAUUUCUUCACAAACUUCAAUUAUUGUCAGUUUUUUUGUAAAGGGGCAUUUUGGAAGAUUCUGUUAUUAGUUUAAAGCCAUACACUUUUAUAUAUUAAUAUUUCUAAUUUAUUAAACAAGAGUUAAUAGCCCUAAAUUUAUUGGUCAUGUAGACUUUAAUAUUCAGAUUUAGUCUGUAUUUUCAAAUGUGAUUGGAGAAGGUCAAUUUUUAUCAAAUAGGUAUUUUGCUUGAAUUAAGUAAACCGUAUCUGAAAUAUGUCCCAUACUCCUUAGAAAAGUUCAGUUCAUUGUGACUUUGUUUUAAAUUUUAGUUAUAAUAUGACAUGACUGAUAAUUCCACUUAGAAAAAUCUGGUUGGUUGGUGAAAUUUUUGAUGUAAAAAAUAAAGUGUGUGGCUUUCUACUGGA
Chroicocephalus ridibundus (black-headed gull) is the source of this 3899-nucleotide messenger RNA. Its product is annotated as protein FRA10AC1. Lineage: Eukaryota; Metazoa; Chordata; Aves; Charadriiformes; Laridae. Bases 2106 to 3167 code for a protein of 353 amino acids. The record is from RefSeq and is a predicted model, not a curated record. The transcript is spliced from 14 exons.